GUGACGAAACCGGUGAGGCCUUUUGGGCGGGGCCUGGGCCGGGCCGCUCCAAAGGCCGCGAUUUCACAUCGGAAACAAAACAGCGGCUGCUCGGGAAGGAACCUCAGCUGCUAGAGGCCGGUGGUGGCGGCGAGGAAAGGACCUAAUCCAGGAGCCUGCAAGUGACAGCAGCCUGUGAGGUCCUUAGAAAGCUUGGCCUGGAGGAUAACACAUGAAAGAAAGAACCCCAAGAGGCUCUGUUUUCUGUGAAAAAGUAUUUCUAUACAGCUGCUCCAAUGACAGAGUUACCUGCACCCUUGUCCUACUUCCAGAAUGCACAGAUGUCCGAGGACAACCACCUGAGCAAUACUGGGACAUGGGUUUGAGCCCUGGUUCGGGAAGACCCCACAUGCCGCGGAGCGACUAAGCAACUAAACCCAUGCACCACAGCUACUUAGCCUGCACUCCAGAGACCGCGAGUCACCGCUGCUGAGCCCGCAUGCCACAACUACUGAAACCCGCGCACCUAGAGCCCGUGCUCUGCAACAAGAGAUGCCACCGCCAUGAGAAGCCCACACACCGCAACGAAGAGUAGCCCCUGUUCACCGCAACUAGAGAAAGCUUGCGUGCUGCAACAAAGACCCAAUGCAGCCAAAAAAUGACAGUAGAGAGCGGCAUGAGCACGGCAGCGAGAGGCGGAGGCAUGGCAACUCUGAGUCCUUAUCCAAUGGCCGAGCCCCCGGUAACUCACAGCAGGUGGUGGAACAAGAGGAAGAGGAAGAUGAGGAGCUGACGUUGAAAUAUGGCGCCAAACAUGUGAUCAUGCUCUUUGUCCCCGUGACUCUCUGUAUGGUGGUGGUCGUGGCCACCAUCAAAUCAGUCAGCUUUUAUACCCGGAAGGAUGGGCAGCUAAUCUAUACGCCAUUCACAGAAGACACCGAGACUGUGGGGCAGAGAGCCCUGCACUCAAUUCUGAAUGCUGCUAUCAUGAUCAGCGUCAUUGUCAUCAUGACUAUUCUCCUGGUGGUUCUAUAUAAAUACAGGUGCUAUAAGGUCAUCCAUGCCUGGCUUAUUAUUUCAUCCCUAUUGUUGCUGUUCUUUUUCUCAUUCAUUUACUUGGGGGAAGUGUUUAAAACCUAUAAUGUCGCCAUGGACUACAUUACAGUUGCACUCCUGAUCUGGAAUUUUGGUGUGGUGGGAAUGAUUGCCAUUCACUGGAAAGGUCCACUGAGACUCCAGCAGGCAUAUCUCAUUAUGAUCAGUGCCCUCAUGGCCCUGGUAUUUAUCAAGUACCUCCCAGAAUGGACCGCGUGGCUCAUCUUGGCUGUGAUUUCAGUAUAUGAUUUAGUGGCUGUUUUGUGUCCAAAAGGCCCACUUCGUAUGCUGGUUGAAACAGCUCAGGAGAGAAAUGAAACUCUCUUUCCGGCUCUUAUUUACUCUUCAACAAUGGUAUGGUUGGUGAAUAUGGCAGAAGGAGACCCAGAAGCCCAAAGGAAGGUAUCCAAAAACUCCAAUUAUAAUGCACAAAGCACAGAAAGUGAGUCACAAGACCCCGUGACAGAGAGUGAUGAUGGCGGCUUCAGCGAAGAGUGGGAAGCCCAGAGGGACAGUCGCCUGGGGCCUCAUCACUCUACGGCUGAGUCGCGAUCUGCUGUACAGGAUCUUUCCAGCAGCAUCGUGGCCAGUGACGACCCAGAGGAAAGGGGAGUAAAACUUGGAUUAGGAGAUUUCAUUUUCUACAGUGUUCUGGUUGGUAAAGCUUCUGCAACAGCCAGUGGAGACUGGAACACAACCAUAGCCUGUUUUGUAGCCAUAUUAAUUGGUUUGUGCCUUACAUUAUUGCUCCUCGCCAUUUUCAAGAAAGCAUUGCCAGCUCUUCCAAUCUCUAUCACCUUUGGGCUUGUUUUCUACUUUGCCACAGAUUAUCUUGUGCAACCCUUUAUGGACCAAUUAGCAUUCCAUCAGUUUUAUAUCUAGCAUAUUUGCAGUUAGAAUCUCAUGGAUUUUUCUCCUUUGACUAUAAUAAGUCUGGGGAGGACAAAGGUGAUUUUCCUGUGUCCACAUCUAACAAAGUCAAGAUUCCCAGCUGGACUUUUUGCAGCUUCCUUCCAAGUCUUCCUGACCACCUGCACUAUUGGGCGUUGGAAGGAGGUGUCUACAGAAAAUGGUUUUGAACAUGUCAUUGUGGUGGACCGAGUCCCUCAGUGCAGAAACUGCCAGAUUUGAGGGACAAGAACAAGGCAAAGUGAUGAGCCAGAAAGUUGCUGUGCUCCCACCAGCAGGUUGACCUUUGGUCACAGGUGGAUUUUACCAACGCUGCAGACUCUCAGGACUACCAUUACCAAGAGGUUAAAUGAAAUGGUUUAAACCAAACAGGACUCUUCAUCUUAAACUACAUGUUGAAAGUCAACCUAAUAAAUCUGUAUUGAAUUCUGAA
Lagenorhynchus albirostris (white-beaked dolphin) is the source of this 2416-nucleotide messenger RNA. RefSeq names its product presenilin 1 (gene PSEN1). Gene Ontology annotation, cellular component: nucleus; cell cortex; mitochondrial inner membrane. Gene Ontology annotation, biological process: amyloid precursor protein catabolic process; intracellular signal transduction; membrane protein ectodomain proteolysis. NCBI's taxonomy places the organism in Eukaryota, Metazoa, Chordata, Mammalia, Artiodactyla, Delphinidae. The transcript is spliced from 13 exons. Bases 625 to 1956 code for a protein of 443 amino acids. The record is from RefSeq and is a predicted model, not a curated record. Gene Ontology annotation, molecular function: cadherin binding; aspartic endopeptidase activity, intramembrane cleaving; beta-catenin binding.